AUGUCUGUCAACAAUGCAGCUCUUUCGAAACCUCGAAAACCUCCGGUACUGAUAAUGCCAGUGCAGGAUGAUUACAAUCAACAAUGUGACUUGUACAAUGUGUCUGGUUCGAAAAUAAGCCAGGCAAAUUCGAGGGCAAAGAGUGAUCAGAGUAGUCGAUGUGUUGGAUCGUCGAAAGGCUGGUUGAUUUUGGAUCAUAGUGAUCAGACUAAUGAAGGUUCUUUGUCAAUUUUUAGUCCCUUGUCAGGCAAUGUGAGGAAGAUUGUUCUGCCUUCGUGUGCCCGUCCCUCGGGUUUUUGUACUAGGUGGAUCAGUAAAGCAGUUCUUACUUUGAGUCCGGGCUCCUCUGGUGAGAAGUAUGGAGUUGUGUUUCUGUACGGAGUGUGUGAUUACAAGGUUGCUUUCUUGUCAACGUGUGGUGAUCAAGACGAGGGAAACAAGUGGAUUGAUCUCAAAUCCUCGGGUGGGAGCUACUCUGACGUGUUGAGUAAUCAGGAUUCUGUUUUCGCCUUGUUAACUUCGGGUUUUGUUGAUGUUUGGGACUUAAGGUCUGGCACCGAAGGAGGAUUUGUCAAGAAUUUGAGGAUUGAGACCAAGUGUCUGGACCGCGUGGUGGAAUUGGAGCCUAAUUUGAGAGAUCUUUACACUAGUAACUCUUACUUAGUCGAAUCAAAAGGGAAUCUGCUUCUUGUGAUAAGGAUCACUGGGGAAUUUGUCAGAGAAAAUGGCGAGGUUGUGAACGAAGGAGCUUUGCUUGAUGAUGAAGUGUACUCUCACUUGGUUUUGCCCUACAAGACCAAGAACUUCUAUGUGCACAAGCUUGAUAUGAGGUUGAGGAAGUGGGUGAGGAUCGAUUCGUUGGAUGAUCAGGCCUUGUUUCUGGGGCUUAAUGAGUCAGUGUCCUUCGCGGCUUCUGACAUUCCAGACUGUCGAGGAAAUUCCAUCUAUUUUACGGAUGAUCAUUGGGAUCAUAUCAACAUUCAUGAACAUGACUUGUAUGGAGGCCAUGACAUGGGUAUCUUCAGCUUGAGUGACAAAAAUGUCGAGGAGAUAUUUGAGAUCAGAAGGAUGGUGCCACCGCCAGUUUGGAUUGAUCAGAAAGUCUCCGCUGUUUGA
Messenger RNA from Daucus carota subsp. sativus, 1116 nucleotides. RefSeq names its product probable F-box protein At1g65740. The coding region runs from base 1 to 1116 and encodes 371 amino acids. The transcript has a single exon. Lineage: Eukaryota; Viridiplantae; Streptophyta; Magnoliopsida; Apiales; Apiaceae. The record is from RefSeq and is a predicted model, not a curated record.